Molecule: messenger RNA, 3933 nt
Organism: Homo sapiens (human)
Lineage: Eukaryota; Metazoa; Chordata; Mammalia; Primates; Hominidae
Gene: ZNF491
Product: zinc finger protein 491
Exons: 3
Coding region: 1384-2697 (437 amino acids)
Cellular component (GO): nucleus
Source: RefSeq, a predicted model, not a curated record
AACUGUCAAUCCGGGGAAGCAGAAGGCCGCACUCAGAGUCUCUGCACUCCUUUGUUGCUGGGGUCCGUUGCGUUCUGCAUCCAGUCCUUGCUGCUCCGAGAGGCCCCAGGUGCCUCCGCCACGGCUCCUGUGACGCUGUCACCUGCGCUGUGACCUGCUCCGGAGUCAUAAAGAGGACGCCGGGACACCAAGAAGCAGGGAAAUGGACCCAAUCCAGUAUACCCCACUGUAUUUAGUUCUCAUGUCUCCUUGAUCUGCUUUGUGACAAUUUCUCAGUCUUCCCUUGUUUUUUAAAAUCACUUUGACAGUUUUAAGAGUGCUGGUCAGGUAUUCCAUAGAAUGUUCCUCAAUUUGGAAUUUUUCUCAUGAUUAGACUGGAGUUAGGUGUUUUGCAGGAGAAUGCCACAAAGGUGAAGUGUCCAGGCUCAUCACUUGAUACACCUGGUGACAGUAACCUUGAUCACUUGAUUGAAGCAGUGUUUGUCAGGUUUCUCCACUUUAAAGUUACUAUUUUUACCCCUUUCCAUACUCUGUUCUUUGGAAGUGAGUCACUAAGUCCAGCACAGGUCCAAGGGAGGAGGGCCAAUUCAGCUCCAUAGUUCUGGAGGCUGGGAAGUCUAAGAUCAAGGCACGCCAGGCACGGUGGCUUACGCCUGUAAUCCCAACACUUUGGGAGGCCAAGGUGGGCAGAUGACGAGAUCAGGAGUUUGAGACCAGCCUGACCAACAUGGUGAAACCCCGUCUCUACUAAAAAUACAAAAAUUAGCUGGGCAUGGUGGUGCGUGCCUGUAAUCCCAGCUACUCAGGAGGCUGAGGCAGGAGAACUGCUUGAACCCGGGAGGCAGAGGUUGCAGUGAGCCAAGAUCGCGCCACUGCACUCCAGCCUGGGUGACAGAGUGAGGCCCCAUCUCAGACAAAAAAAAAAAAAAAAAAAAAAAAGAUCAAGGCACUGGCAGGUACCAUGUCCAGAGGGUCCAUUCCUCAUGAACUCCAUCCUCUUGCUGUGUCCUCACGUGGCAGAAGGCUACAUUUUCCUAUUCUGCUGUUGCUUUACCCAUAGUUACACUCUGGCAUCAAAGUUGCUGUUUGAGAGGAAGUGAGUGUAGACAGGGGAGUAAGAGGUCUGAUGACAGAGGCAGGGAAUAAAUGUUUGGAGUCCACAGCAUCAUGAGAACUUCUUGGGAAUAGAGUCUAGGCCCCCAGUGCUGUCACUCUCACCCAUCCUCCUCUACACAUGUGAGAUGUUUCAGGACCCAGUGGCCUUUGAGGAUGUGGCUGUGAACUUCACCCAGGAGGAGUGGGCCUUGUUGAAUCCUUUCCAGAAGAUCUCUACAGAGAUGUGAUGCAGGAAACCUUCACGAACCUCAUCUGUAUAGAAAUUUUAUGGGAGAGAGACUCUUUGAGAGUGCAGAAGGUAGUCAGUGUGGAGAAACUUUCACCCAGGUUCCGGAAGACAUGCUGAACAAGAAAACUCUUCCUGGAGUAAAAUCAUGUGAAAGUGGUACAUGUGGAGAAAUCUUCAUGGGAUAUUCAUCCUUUAAUAGGAACAUCAGAACUGACACUGGACACCAACCACAUAAGUGUCAGAAAUUUUUAGAGAAGCCAUAUAAACAUAAACAACGUAGGAAAGCCUUGAGCCAUAGCCACUGCUUUCGAACACAUGAAAGGCCUCACACUAGAGAGAAACCUUUUGAUUGUAAGGAAUGUGAAAAAUCUUUCAUUUCUCCUGCAAGCAUUCGAAGAUAUAUGGUAACGCACAGUGGAGAUGGACCUUAUAAAUGUAAGUUUUGUGGGAAAGCCUUGGAUUGUCUCAGUUUAUACCUUACCCAUGAACGAACUCACACUGGAGAGAAACGAUAUGAAUGUAAACAAUGUGGUAAAGCCUUCAGUUGGCACAGUUCUGUUCGAAUCCAUGAAAGAACUCACACUGGGGAGAAGCCAUAUGAAUGUAAGGAGUGUGGGAAAUCAUUCAAUUUUUCCAGUUCCUUUCGCAGACAUGAAAGGACACACACAGGAGAGAAGCCGUACAAAUGUAAGGAAUGUGGGAAAGCCUUCAAUUGUCCCAGUUCUUUUCACAGGCAUGAAAGGACUCACACAGGAGAAAAACCCUAUGAAUGUAAACUAUAUGGGAAAGCAUUAUCUCGCCUUAUAAGCUUUCGAAGACACAUGAGAAUGCACACUGGAGAGAGGCCUCAUAAAUGUAAGAUAUGUGGGAAAGCCUUUUACUCUCCCAGUUCAUUUCAAAGGCAUGAAAGAAGUCACACUGGAGAGAAACCCUACAAAUGCAAGCAAUGUGGGAAAGCCUUCACUUGUUCCACUUCGUUUCAAUAUCAUGAAAGGACUCACACUGGAGAGAAACCCGAUGGGUGUAAGCAAUGUGGGAAAGCCUUCAGAUCUGCCAAGUACAUUCGAAUACAUGGAAGGACUCACACUGGUGAGAAACCCUAUGAAUGUAAGCAAUGUGGGAAAGCAUUUCAUUGUGUCAGCUCCUUUCAUAGACAUGAAAGGACUCACGCUGGAGAAAAACCUUAUGAAUGUAAGCAUUGUGGGAAAGCCUUCACUUGUUCCAUAUAUAUUAGAAUACAUGAAAGAAUUCACACUGGAGAGAAACCUUACCAAUGUAAGGAAUGUGGGAAAGCCUUCAUUCGUUCCAGUUACUGUCGAAAACAUGAAAGAACUCACACUAUUAAUAUAUGAGAGAAAUGCUAUUUUUUAAUUUUUAUUUUAAUAGAGACAGGGUCUCACUAUCUUGUCCAGGUUGGUCUUGAACUCCUGGCCUCAAGCAUCCCUCCCAGCUUGAAGUGUCAAUAAAGGAAGGCAAUAAAAUGUAGAGAUGGAGUUAGGUGAUGCCACGCUGGGAUUCACUGGUGGCCUAUCUUACAUAUGAUUUCGAAGGCAGACAUGAGGAAGGCCUUAGUCACAUUUUAGAGCCAGCCAAAUUCACAUGGGCUGUGUGGCCCCCUGAUUCUAGCCCAUUUUCCUGAUUCUCUGGCUUGUCAAUCAAGAGUAUCCUCCAAAUCUCUUGACUUUCCUUUUUUCAGAGGUGUAGGUUUCCAAAGAUGUCCCCAGAAGCUCCACAUUCAAGUUCUAUCUACAGUUUGGUUUUUCUUUAAGUAUUGUAAUGUACAUACCAGAGAGAUAAUGCAGACUGUCAUGGGUGGGGAAUGUUCUCUGAUGCUCAACUCCCCUAGUCUGCAGAUUGAGUUGGUAGGAGGUGUGAUUUGUUUACAUGCACCUUUGUUCCUGCUGGUAGUGACCUUGUUCUUGAUUCAGCCUGACAGCUACUAUGCUGCCAUCAGAACCAACUUGAUGAGAGCUCUGCUGCCCUGUGCAGUGACUGGUCUCAUCCAGGACUCUCAUGUGAGAAGGAACACCUUGCUCUGGUCAGGAAAUGUCCAGUGUUUCCUGUUAUCCACAGGAGAAUGUAAUGCCUCAGUUCAUUUUCAGUUAUCUUUGAUUAUAUGUGAUUGACAAUGUGUAUUUUUGAGGGAGCAAAGAUUUCUGUACAUAUUUCUUAAAAAUAGUUUAUUCAGCUGGGUGCAGUGGCUCAUGCCUGUAACCCCAGCACUUUGGGAGGCCGAGGUGGGCGGAUCACGAGGUCAGGAGUUUGAGACUAGCCUGGCCAACACAGUGAAACCCCAUCUCUACUAAAAGUACCAAAGUUAGCCGGGUGUGGUGGUGGAUACCUGUAAUCCCAGCUACUCGGGAGGCUGAGGCAGGAGAAUCUCCUGAACCUGGGAGGUGGAGGUUGCAGUGAGCCAAGAUCACGCCACUGUACUCCAGCCUGGACAAGAGAGCAAUACUCUGUCUCAAAAAAAAAAAAAAAGGUUUAUUCACUGUUUUUCAGUUGUGUACUUGCAAAUGUUUUUCUCUUUUUUUUGUAUACUGAGAAGCUCUAUUAAAAUAUCCCUUGUCAACAUGGAUCAGAUCAAA